Messenger RNA from Penicillium olsonii, 711 nucleotides. Lineage: Eukaryota; Fungi; Ascomycota; Eurotiomycetes; Eurotiales; Aspergillaceae. The record is from the annotation of a GenBank genome assembly.
AUGCAGGACACGCUGGAGUUCUACAGCAUCUUCAAGUUUAUACCUUCAAGUGAACGAUCUCACCCCGACAUCAUUCACCAAUACGCCACAGAGAUCGAGGGGUUUUCCAGGCACAUGCACGAAAACGUUUCUUUCAAAAUCCUCCGCGUCCUUGCUCUUGCGCUGGAACUGCCCGAGGACCAAUUUGUGGACGGCAAUCGCUACGAGGAUGAGUGCGACAGUUCGAUACGGUACAUGCUCUAUCAUGCCCGAUCGCAGCAGGAGAACCGGACCUUUGACAACGUGUAUUUUCGAGGCCAUACCGACAAGGGGACACUGACCUUCCUCUUUCAGCAACCGAUCGCGGCGUUGCAGAUACAACCGAAAGAAGCGGAGUGGGAGUAUCUGCGGAUUCCCGCGGGCUCGGUUGCCGUGAAUAUUGCCGACACGCUGCAAUUCCUCACCAAUGGAUAUCUGAAGAGCGGGUUUCACCGGGUAAUAGCGCCUCCCAGUGACCAGGCCCACCUGGAUCGGCUGGGUUUGCUGUAUUUUGUACGGCCGACGGACAAGUUGCCGUGGAAGACGCUCGAUAGUCCGUUUCUCAGGAGGAAUGGACACGGGAAGACGUCAACCGAGAAGGAUCGGGAUAUCACUGGGCUGGAUUGGUGGAGGGCGGGCGUCAAGGCGCGGAAAGGUGCGAACUAUAUGAGUUCGGCGGCGAGUACGACUUAG